AUAUCAGUGGAACCCUUCUGAGACUACCGUAAUCGAACACACCUGGGGUAAAGUGGUUUCCACCUUAUACUCUAAGAAAUUGCAUCGUUGGCUAAAACGUCCCAGACCUACUUUUGUUCCAGAAGAUGUAUGGGAAAGCUGGAAGACAUAUUGGGCCUCUGACAAGUGGCUGAAAAAAUCUCGUAUCGCCACUCAAAAUCAACACAGUGAGAUUGGUUGUCCAUGCACUGUUCAAAGCAAGCAUACUGGUGGUUAUAAAUCAACAGUGGAGCAUACUAUAAAAUUGGCAAUAGACCUGCGUCGUCCUGUGAAUUCAUGGGAUGUCUUUAAGAAGCUGCACAAAAGAAAGGAUGGCAGCUUUGUUGAUCCCAAGUCUAAGAGCAUUAAGGAUGAAAUGGAGGCUAGGGUGGCUGCUGCUAUAAGUUCAUCAGAUGAUUCACAAGAAGUUCAAGAACUCGAUGUAAAUAACAUAUACUUGGAUGUUGUGGGUGGAGAGAAAAAACGACGUGUGUAUGGAUUGGGCUCUCAAGCUUUGACUAUGUAUAAAGAUUAUAAUUCUGCCACUUCAUGCAAUAUAGUGACUGAUCGUGCUGCUGAUCAAGAGCGCAUCAAAUUACUUGAGGAAGAGAUGUUGCGAAUGAAAGAAAAUCAAGAGAGGAUUAUUCAAGAGCGUGUAGAGGCGGAAGUGCAACAACGCGUAGAGAAGGAGGUCUCGGAUCGGUUUAAGUCUAUGGAGAAUCGAUGGUCUCACAUGAUGAGCGUGAUGGGUUUAUCUUCUCGCUCAUCUGGUAGUCCUACUCUCCCUAAUGGGGACUCACCAAAUGCUUAAGUGUUUAACAUUUUAGACUUUGGUUAGUUGGAUAUUCUAAGUGUUGUUUCCAACGUUGUCAGACUUUUGUUAGUUGGAUGCUUUGUAAGUUUAAAAAUUUUGUAUACUUUUGCUUAUUGAAGUGGUGUAUUUGCGUGUUUUAACUGUAAG
Messenger RNA from Lycium barbarum (goji berry), 979 nucleotides. RefSeq lists its product as uncharacterized. The record is from RefSeq and is a predicted model, not a curated record. The transcript is spliced from 3 exons. Lineage: Eukaryota; Viridiplantae; Streptophyta; Magnoliopsida; Solanales; Solanaceae. Bases 395 to 829 code for a protein of 144 amino acids.